Molecule: messenger RNA, 1044 nt
Organism: Helobdella robusta
Lineage: Eukaryota; Metazoa; Annelida; Clitellata; Rhynchobdellida; Glossiphoniidae
Exons: 12
Biological process (GO): fatty acid metabolic process
Cellular component (GO): lysosome
Molecular function (GO): N-acylsphingosine amidohydrolase activity; fatty acid amide hydrolase activity
Source: RefSeq, a predicted model, not a curated record
UACCACAUCGAUUUAGAUCUUGCACCUCAGAAUAGAUGGGAUGAUUUGGCUUUCCAUGAAGGGGCAAAGUUGAAGAAAAUCCUUCAGGUAUUUAAAGACGUUCUGUUAAGUUUUUCCAAAUACUCAGCCAACAUUAUCAGCUUUGUUGAUAAUAAUCUGGGUCAGCUGGUAGACACUUUGCCCCAACCAUACAGAGAUGAGUUGAAAGGAUUAGCUAAUGCAACCAAUCUACCACUAGGGGAGGUUUUGCUUUACAACUUGUUCUACGAGGUCUUCACAGUUUGCACAUCAAUACUUGCAGAAGAUGACAGAGGAAACUUGUAUCACGCCAGGAACAUGGAUUUUGGAUUGUUCAUGGGUUGGGACUCACAGAACAGCACCUGGCUGAUGACGGAGGCCCUGAAGGAUUCCGUGGUGAACUUGAAAUGGAAGAAGAAUGGGCAGGUUCUCUUCAAAUCUGUCAACUACGUUGGCUACAUCGGAGUGUUCACAGCCAUGAAGCCCGGUGCCUUCAGUCUAACUGUCAAUGAACGAUUCAACAUUGAUGGAGGAUAUUUGGGCAUAUUGAAAUGGUUGCUCGGAUACAGACAAUCGUCCUGGCUAACAUUUAUAACCAGACAAGUCAUGGAAACAGCUCGAGACUUUCAUGACGCGUAUUAUUUGCUGAGAGAUAAGGAACUUUUGGCACCUGUGUAUUUCAUUCUUGGCGGAAAUCAAACUGAUCAGGCGGUUGUCAUCACACGUUCAAGACUUGAGGCCAUAGAUGUUUGGCACCUGAGUAUGGAUAAUAGCACAUUCUACUUACUGGAGACCAAUUACGACCACUGGUCCAAGCCACCUUUCUAUGAUGAUAGGAGGAGUGUGGGCAGGAAAUGCAUGGAUGGUCUGACUAAGAAGAAUGUUGGUUUUCUUGGGUUGUUUGAUGUCUUGUCGAGUAAGCCAGUGCUCAAUAAGCUGACAACGUACACGACACUGAUGCAAGUGAGCAGUGGAAGGAUGGAAAGUUACAUACAAUACUGCCAGAAUCCCUGCAGCCCUUGGUGA